Ceraceosorus bombacis is the source of this 2771-nucleotide messenger RNA. The record is from the annotation of a GenBank genome assembly. Lineage: Eukaryota; Fungi; Basidiomycota; Exobasidiomycetes; Ceraceosorales; Ceraceosoraceae.
AUGGCAACUCUGCCUCGGGCAAAGAAGCAAAGAAGAGGCGAGGCUCCGCGUAUAGACAGCAACCUAGCCAAACUCUCUGAAGGCUACCACCAACCACUUCACGAGUCCAUCGUCGACAAUCCCAACGCUUCCUCGUACUCAAACAACUCGGCUGAUCCAUCCAGCUCUUCGUCCCAUCAGUACGCCUACCCUGACCCAAUGUCGACUCUUCCGGCUCAAGUCCCGGCCACCCCUUUGAACGGCUACUACAAUGGCCAUGGCCAUCGGCAACAUCGCAGCUCUCACAGCUACGCGCCUGUCGCUGGCGGAUCCUCGCACUAUCAGUCGCCCCGAACCCCUGCGAGCGUGAAAGAGGUCAUAGCUGGUCAGGUGAGUCUUGAUCGAAGCAUCCUGCAUGCUGAAGACAGCGAUAUUCAGAGGAGGAAGGGGGAAAGCUUGCAAGUUUGCUACUGAGAGGAGAUUUGAAUGUUUAGGCGAUUUAGCUCGUCGUCUGAAUGCAUGUGACGCUCGGUAGCAUAGGCGCGAGCACGACGUACUGCCUCAGUGGAUACCUGGAGAGCAGGGAUUUGAUGCCAGUCGCUGACGCGUUUCCAAUUUGGUCAUCUGUACAUCUCGCGCUGUCCCUUGCGAACCAGGAACGAGAAGUCUUCGUCCUUUCAGACGGCUCCGACAAUGAAGAGGAUAGACCACCUGCCCAGCCAUUGGCUGCGGACGUAUACCAUGGCAAUGGCGCAGGGCCGGGUUCAGCAUACAAGACAUCGCGGGGCUAUGCUGGACAGACCCGAACACGGGCACGACCAGAGGCCGGCGACGCCUAUGCCGCAGCCCCCAAGGGGAAGAGGAAGGCGGAGGAGGAGUACGGUUCGUACAACUCUGUUGCAGCAUCUACUGCUGGCUCCAUCGCAUCAACUCGGGAAGCAGAAGCUGUUCAGAAACGCCGGCGAAAGGACGAUCCGUACAUCCACGCGCAGCACACUGGCCAUACUUCACACCAGCAGCCUGAUGCUUAUGGAAGCACAGCCUAUCAUGAGCAAGUCCCAGCGAUGUCGGGGCUUGCAGUCCAGGACCCAGGAUACCUCUCAAAGGCAUCACAAGCGAGGGUGAGUCUGCUCGAGCUUGUCGCUCCGGCAUCUAAAUUGGCGCAUAGCUCGCUGACGAGAAUGCGCGUCAUUUUGUACCCUAGAGUCGCAACUAUGCACCUCAGCUACCAGUCGACGACAAAGAAGGUCACUUCAUCGUACGCAAAGGUGAAAAUGUGACAGAAAGAUGUGAGUCAACUAAGUGCUUUGCUUGCCGACCUUCCCAGUUGAGAGAGGCUGAGCUCAACGACACUCCUUGCCGGCUUCGAACAUAGACAAAAUCAUGCAGCAAUUGGGUCAAGGCACCUUUGGCAAGGUUGUCGAGUGCUGGGACCGGCGUGAGCAAAAGUUCGUCGCGAUCAAAAUCAUUCGCGCAAUUCAGAAGUACAGGGACGCAAGUCAGAUCGAGAUUCGCGUACUCAAGCUUUUGCGGCAGCAAGAUCCCAAGAACGAAAAGUGAGUCUGACUUGUCCCUGAAGCAUGCUCUCGAUUUGCCUAGCUGAUCAUGCGCAUUCAUUCCGACAUUCACAGCAAAUGCAUCCACCUGAUUGAGACAUUCUCAUACCUCAAUCACGUUUGCAUUGUUUCGGAGCUUUUGGGACAGAGCGUUUUUGAUUUCUUGAAAGAGAACCAAUUUGCUUCGUUUCCCCCUCGGCACAUAUGGUCAUUUGCCAGACAAUUGUUGCAGAGCGUCGCCUUCUUGCAUCGGUUGAGCCUGGUCCACACCGAUCUCAAGCCGGAGAACAUCUUGCUGGUGGACAGCAGCUACGAGAAUGUAGCCACCACCAAGGUGAGUGAUGCUCUUGCCCCAUUUGCAGGAGGGACCCAUCUUCAAAGUCCAGAGCUGACGCUCGUUGCGCGCCCGCAGCGAGCAAACGCAAAAAAGAAGCGCGUUCUGAACAACUCCGAGAUUCGCCUCAUCGAUUUUGGAAGUGCGACAUUCAACAAUGAGUACCAUUCUCAAGUCGUCUCGACCCGGCAUUACAGAGCGCCAGAAAUCAUCUUGCGUGAGUGCAUUGGUGGCCUAGACUGGACGAUGUAAUUAUGCUAAUCUUUUGUAUGAUCUGGAUCAAUAGAAAUGGGCUGGUCAUAUCCAUGUGACGCAUGGUCUAUUGGCUGCAUCUUGGUAGAAUUCUACACCGGUGACGCGCUGUUCCAGACGCACGACAAUCUCGAGUAAGUCAUUGCGAAUUUUCUUUCCUUUUUGUGGGUCGAGUGGAACUGACCUUAGCCUCACGGCUUUCGUUGCAGACAUCUUGCGAUGAUGGAGGUUGUUCUUGGGCCCAUGCCUGAGCAGUAUCGCCGCAAGGCCGAGACCUAUCGACCAGACUUUUUCCACAACCAGAGACUCAACUGGCCCAACAAAGAGACAACACCACAGUCCAGACGGUACAUGAAGCGCAUGAAGCGACUGCAGGAAAUUGUCAGCGGUCCCGUCGGUUACAAGAAGCACAACGACAUGUUCUUGAAUUUGCUGCAGAGACUGCUUGAAUACGAUCCGGAACGGAGGUGAGUGCUCUCAGCGUGACCCUGCAAGCGAGGUUGUGCCCAUCGCUCACCCUCUUGAUACCCGCUCACAGGAUCACGGUUGCGGAAGCACUCAAGCAUCCAUACUUUUCCUUGGUCGAUUCUGAGUUUCCGGGUCCAGCCUGCACCCAUGUCACACGACCAGGCAUCAACCCUCCUCAGUGA